Molecule: messenger RNA, 496 nt
Organism: Racocetra persica
Lineage: Eukaryota; Fungi; Glomeromycota; Glomeromycetes; Diversisporales; Gigasporaceae
Source: the annotation of a GenBank genome assembly
AUGCCAAAAUCACAUUGCUUAACACCUUAUAUAGAAAUUCUCAAAGAAAAAGCAAAUAAUUAUAAUUAUAAAGCAAUUUGCUUGGCAUGUAUUGAAUUUAAAAGAAAAGUAUAUACACUCGAAGAAAAAUUUACAAAUACCAAAAAAUGUUGUUGUGAUCAUUUUAAAAAAUGUUUUUGGUUUAAACAAAAAUAUGAAGAACAAGCAACAAAAAUAAUUGAUAAUACUGAUAGUGAAAAUACAAUGCAACGACGAUAUAAAAGAUCUCGUAUUAUUUAUAAUGAAGAUAAUGAAUCUGAUAGUUUCGAUGAAUUUAAUUCAUUAUCGAAUAAUACUUCUAAUUCAACUUCUAAAAAAUUAAAAGAUAAACUUUUUCGGUUCAUUAAUUCUGCAAUUAAACUACCACCACGAAGAACAUUAAGUAGAAUAAUCUUAUCAAAUACAUCUAAUCAUUUGGUUAAUAAAAUUCAGCAAAAAGCUCAAAAUAAUAUCUAUG